Malania oleifera is the source of this 3291-nucleotide messenger RNA. Its product is annotated as probable inactive leucine-rich repeat receptor-like protein kinase At3g03770. Gene Ontology annotation, biological process: protein phosphorylation. The record is from RefSeq and is a predicted model, not a curated record. Gene Ontology annotation, molecular function: protein binding; ATP binding; protein kinase activity. The transcript is spliced from 7 exons. Bases 649 to 2925 code for a protein of 758 amino acids. Lineage: Eukaryota; Viridiplantae; Streptophyta; Magnoliopsida; Santalales; Ximeniaceae.
AAUUCCAGACAUCUUAAAAGUUAAAAGCAAGCAAAAUGACAGAUGGAUUUUCAGAUUUCUCGUUCGCCCCAUCACUGUUUCUCACUGCUCACUCUGCGAGCGAGACCCACUCCAUUAAUGGCGGAGACUGCUCGCAAUCUGGAAAGAAGAACACCAUGCGCAUGUGCCAGCACUUAAUGCUUUCAUUUCAGGGACACCCACCUCCCAAAUGCUUCAUUCUCUCAGCAAAAAUGGAGUUUUAGGUCUCGUUUCAUCAUUCAUGGUCGGCUCUUUGGUCUCAAAAGGAGAUGUUACUUAACUAGGAACAAUUCUCCUUGAAGGGUUUUGCAGAACAACACACGUGGGUCAGUCCUAGAGUUAAAUCUGUAGUUUCCAGUUUUUGCUUUGUGUAAUUUGUCAAGAGCAACAGCUUUGGAACUUUUUUACACCUUUGAGCUUUCAAGGUAGGAUUCUAUUUUUCCUCCCCCCCCCCCCCCCUCCCUGUUCUUGUCAUAUUGCGUUGUUAGAUUCUGCACAGAAUCAAAUUAAUCUGAAUUUCCACUCUAAAUUUGCCCCCAACUCUGUUUCAUCUUUGUGGUUCAUCCUCUCCAUUUUAAUUUAGAACUGGUUUCUGAUGAAGUACUUGUAAGGAAAAGUGUCUCAAACCUCAUGGGGUAUUACAGUUUGCUUUUGCUGCUGUGUCUUUCAUGGAGUUUCUUCAUCUUGGGUACCCAUCAGCUACAAUCCUCUCAAGCCCAGGUGCUUCUUCAGUUAAAGAAGCAUUUGGAGUACCCCAAGCAGCUGGAGGUUUGGAAUAAACAUAGCAUAGAUUUCUGCUACAUUUCAUCUGCACAAGUAAACAUCACAUGCGAGAAUGACUUUGUUACUGAACUUGAAAUUAUGGGUGAUAAGCCUGUCAAGACUAGUUUCUUCAAUGGGGUUGCAGUCCCAAAUCAAACUCUAUCGGAGAAUUUCUCAAUCGAUUCUUUUUCAGCUACCUUGGCUAGACUAACCGGCUUAAGAGUUCUUCGCUUGGUAUCUUUAGGCAUCUGGGGUGCACUUCCUAGCAAAAUCCAUCGGUUAUCUUCACUUGAAUUACUGGAUUUGAGUUUUAAUUUUCUCUGUGGUUCUAUUCCUCCCAAGAUCUCUGUAAUGGUGAAGCUUCAAACGCUUGCACUGGAUGGCAAUUUCCUUAAUGGGACUGUCCCUGAUCAUUUGGAUUCUUUAUCGAACUUGACAUCUCUAAGUUUGAGGAACAACCAGUUAAGCGGUCCAAUCCCGCCUUCAAUACAGAAAAUCACCUCUCUCACAAAUCUUGCCUUGUGUAACAAUAGCAUAUCUGGGGAGUUACCAGAUCUUAGUGGGUUAAAUAGCCUUUAUAUGCUUGAUUUAAGUGGGAACAAAAUAAAUUCCGGACUACCCUCUUUGCCCAAAGGGGUAGUCAUGGCUUCACUUGGUCACAACUCCUUCUCAGGUGCGAUCCCACGUCAAUACAGCCAACUGACUCAGCUUCAACACCUUGAUUUGUCAUUCAAUUUACUCAUAGGAACAGUUCCUGCUGCAGUUUUCUCUUUGCCCAACAUCAGUUAUUUGAAUUUAGAAUCAAAUAUGUUGAAUGGGCAACUUCCUGACCAGUUAAGCUGCAGUAGCAAACUCGAGCUUGUGGAUAUAUCGAACAAUAGGUUAACUGGUGGGUUGCCUUCGUGUUUGAACACUACAUUGAAUCAGAGAGAUGUCAAGUUUGGUGGGAAUUGCUUGUCUAUUCAGUCACAGCCCCAGCAUCCAGAAUCAUUUUGUAUAGAAGGCCAGAAGAAACAGUCCAAAGAUCCAGGUGUGGCUGUAUUAGCAGGUAUCAUUGGAGGAGUUCUUGUAGUUGCGUUGUUUCUGGCUUUUUUCUUUCUUGUUAUGUGUAGAAGAUACUGCCCUCGAGGGAUGUCAGAGCAGCAUUUAUUGCAAAAGGCAGUGCAAGAGAACCCAACAGCAGGGUUCUCUUCAGAGCUUCUGACAAGUGCUAGGUUUAUUUCUCAAGCAUCCAAGUUGGGAACAGAAGACCUUCCAAUGUGCCGGUUGUUUACCCUAGAAGAGCUAAAGGAAGCUACACACAACUUUGACAAGUCUACUUGUAUCGGGGAAGGCUCAAAUGGGAAGCUUUACAGAGGACGGCUAGAAAAUGGAAUCCAAGUGGCCAUAAGGUGUCUGCCUUUAUUAAGGAGAGAUUCAAUUCGAAAUCUUAAACUCAGGUUGGACUUGCUUGCAAAGCUUCGCCACCCACAUUUGGUUUGCCUCCUGGGGCAUUGCAUCGAUGGCAGUGGACAAGAUGAUUUCCGUGGAAACAGAGUUUUUCUAGUAUAUGAAUACGUGUCCAAUGGGAAUUUUCGUGCCCAUCUCUCAGAGAGUUACCCAGAAAAGGCUCUCAAAUGGUCAGAGAGACUGGCAGUUCUUAUUGGUGUUGCCAAGGCUGUACACUUUCUCCAUACUGGAGUUAUUCCUGGUUUCUUCAACAAUCGACUGAAGACGAACAACGUUUUGCUAAAUGAGCAUCGGGUGGCAAAACUGAGUGAUUAUGGGCUGUCCAUUAUCACAGAAGACAUUGACAAACAUGAGGUUAAAGGAGAAGGCCCUAAAUCAUGGCCAUUGAAGAGCCUGGAAGAUGACGUGUUCAACUUUGGACUAAUUUUACUUGAGUCGCUUGUUGGACCUUCGGUUUCUGCAAGAAGGGACGCAUUUCUGCUAAAUGAAAUGGAAUCUUUGAACAGCCAAGACGGCCGGAGACGAAUAGUCGACCCAAUUGUUCUCAACACUUGCACCCAAGAAUCUUUAUCAAUCAUGAUCUCCAUAACAAACAAAUGCAUCUCUCCCGAGUCAACAACUCGCCCAUCUUUUGAGGAUGUCCUUUGGAAUUUGCAAUAUGCAGCUCAAGCCCAAGCAGCAACAGAUGGCGAUUAAAGUUUUGACAGUGCAUUACAUUCAUGAGUCAUGGGGAGGUUGUCUGGAGCUGCUCUAGAAAAGAUACAGUUUCAUCCUGAAAAUCUUUAAAUUCUUAAAGAGGACAAUUGCUAUGGGAGCUUCCUUCUUCCACUGUGUGAUCUCCAAAACCUUUUGGAGCAUAUACUCAAGUUCAUGAAACCUUGUUGGCAAUGUUAGAGAUGCUGGAUGUAUCAUGGCACAUACGAUUCAGUGAAAUUCAUUGUGUCUUGGCACAUACGAUUCAGUGAAAUUCAUUGUAUCAUGGCACAUAUGAUUCAGUGAAAUUCAUUGUCCUUGUAUUUUAUCUUGUUAGAAAGAGUAAAGUCACAAAUUUGAUUGAACAAA